AUGUUUAAAAACAGACCCAAUUCCAAGAAGCCCGACAAGAACCUUAUCAACCAAUUCCAUGAAUCCUUCUCCGACGUGAUCAGGCCAGUCACCAAACACCAUUCAGCGACGUUUGUCUCCCUACAUAUCUUCGCUCCUUUUGCGCAUUCAAGUCUCUGGUACUUGGGUGAUUUGCAAUUCACCCCAUUCAGAGAUGAUCACUUGCUCCCUACGCACACUGCACCCCACUCCUUCCAUGACAAUACCUCACGUGGCAUGACCCCGGUGUCGCAUGGCCCAGCUGGAGAUCUUCACACGCCAACCCUCGGAAGACAUUCAUUGACGCCUUUCACACUGCUUGACCAAUUCCCGGUCACACCCUUGCAUCUACCCAAGGCCGACAUAUCCAAUAACAGCUUUGAUCCUCAACACUUUCCACAAGAGCCUCAGAAUGCCGCUUUCCCGCCCAGCGCAUUUGUUCACUCCACCUUUGCCGAUGAACUUAUUGGUGAACCCGGUGCACAAAACUAUUCCAAUGAUGUGGGCAUUCAAGGGCAGUCGAUCUCUCAGCUCGUCUCCCCUAGGGCCAAUCUCUCGGGAAAUGAAAUUGCGACUGCUCAUGAUACUAGCAAGUUUAGGUAUCAUGUAGCUCUGAACACACCCACAGCAAUGGUUCAUGACCCAAAUGAUCCCCCAAUUACCUAUCUUAAUAAGGGUCAAACAUACUCUUUAUCGAUCACCGAUCUGAAGCCCCCGCCACUGGCCAAUGGAUUGAUCAAGUAUCGAACAUCGAUACAUGUUUCCUUCGAAGACAAAGAUCAAGCAUCAAGGCCCAAUUUUUGCUGGCAGCUAUGGAAGGACAUUCGUGGCCAGGAGUCCCAUCGAAAAGAUGGUCUUUUACGCGCAGUGGAGCUCGUUGACUUAGACCCAGGAAUCAACCGACGCACUCAGCUAGAAAGAACAUCUCUAGAUGGCUUCAGUAUCAUAUGGUAUGCAGACCCCACCGCACAGGUAUCGGGAUGCUCGAUCGGUGUCAAGUUCAACUUUCUUUCGACGGAUUUCAGCCGCGAUGCCGAACUGAGAUUCUGCCUUGUGAAAUUGUUCCGUGAUCAUGGCGCUGAGCGCAAAAUGUUUACGGACGUCUCACAGCUAAAACGUGCAAUUGAGAAGCGCCAGAAGCAAGCCGCUGAAAAUGAAAAGUUGGAUUCAAAUGACAGUCUUGGAAAACGAAAACGUGAUGGUCGCUCGGCUGUUGACAGGCGCGGUCCCAAUCUGGACGCUGAAGUGUUGAGAAUGCAAAGUCUUUUCUCCUCCAAUCACCCCGUCAGCACUUUUUGUCUUCCUGGUGAGAAGAAGGAUGAUCCGGAUUUGUUCCCGAUUCACAUAGUGGAUGAGACGCAAACCCACGACCAAGUAGACAACCCGACUCUGCAAACUAUCACCCCUCCAUCAACAUCGAGCAGUAGGUCGAGAAGUCAGACAGACAACUCGGGAGAUCAGCAGCCACGUGAGCAGCCUCUCAAAUCAGAACCACCAGAGUUGAUCAGCUGCAAGGAUAACUCUGGAAUUCCCAUGCUAUCUAAUCAAAACGCUGAAUCGGUGGAUGUCAAAUCAAGACCUACAGCAGCAGUAGCAUGUUUUUAUCUCCGUUUUCACCAAAGCAACGCACAGCAAGAUAGCUACCACACCGCAGUUUAUCUGGCAGAGCGUACCGCACAGGAACUCAUGGUGAAGAUCUGUGAGAAACGUCAAAUUAGCCAGACUCAUAGAGUCCAGCUGUUUCAGAUAAGGCCAAACGGCAUGAAAGUCAUCAUUGAUGAUGAAGCAGUUCAACGGAUUCCGGAUGGCCAGGAUAUGACCGCAGAAAUAGGCGAGGUUCCUGACGUGGCUAUUGAUGGUAGCUCAGUGCCUGCCACCGUCGAGGUUAGCUUGUUCUUCUGA
Molecule: messenger RNA, 1920 nt
Organism: Penicillium brevicompactum
Lineage: Eukaryota; Fungi; Ascomycota; Eurotiomycetes; Eurotiales; Aspergillaceae
Exons: 6
Coding region: 1-1920 (639 amino acids)
Biological process (GO): regulation of transcription by RNA polymerase II
Cellular component (GO): nucleus
Molecular function (GO): DNA-binding transcription activator activity, RNA polymerase II-specific; RNA polymerase II cis-regulatory region sequence-specific DNA binding
Source: RefSeq, a predicted model, not a curated record